Molecule: messenger RNA, 441 nt
Organism: Funneliformis geosporum
Lineage: Eukaryota; Fungi; Glomeromycota; Glomeromycetes; Glomerales; Glomeraceae
Source: the annotation of a GenBank genome assembly
AUGAAAAGCCAAAGAGAAAAAUUAAAUAUGAAAAUAAGUAAAAAAAAAAGUCCACCCAAGAAAAUAGUGGAUAGCAUUAGAAAGGAAUUGACUAAUCCUAAUUUUCCCUAUAAAAACAUUGGUUUAAGACCGGAUGCUACCCCUUUGGAAAAGAAUAAAUACGGAAUUUGCCAAAAAAUACUAGCCUACAAGCAAGAUAAUGAACUAAAUACGGAGGAAAUAGCCGAAAAUAUUCAAUUGACUACCCCAGAAACCGAAGAUAUUUUUUUUGCUCGAAUUGAUAAGUUUACUUUGGAUAGAUUAAUGGAUUAUGCUACUAGAUUAGGAAUUAUUUUACAAAUAAAGGAGGAAAAACCAACUUCUGCUGAUCUAGGGAGAACUUCACGGAAUGAUAUUCAUGUCCUUCGUAAAUUUAAUGGUCGAGUAAGAAAACACCUUUAA